AUGACUGACUAUGGACCCGAACUCCCCGUCCCGGACUACAAUCUCGGAGGGUAUACACUCGAAGAAGCGAUCAUGCAGUCGAACGCUACGCUUGCCGCACAACUCAUCGCUGCCGGCGCCAAUGUCAACCAAACUGAUGCCAGGGGCAAAACCCUUCUCAUGCUGGCUGCCUCUGUAGGAAAUGAGUCUGUCCUAAAACUUCUUCUACAGAAGGGAGCAAAAAUAAACGCCGUGGACUGCCACGGCCGGACAGCGUUGCACCGGGCUGCUAUUGAUGAUGAGACUACCCGUAUCUUAGUCGACCGUGGAGCCCACGUGAAUAAGCAGGACAAUAAUGGCAAGACGGCUAUGCAUCUUGCCGUCGAGGAUGAUGAAAGGGGAGUGGUUCAUGUCUUGCUUCAGGGGGGCGCUGAUCCUGAUCGAAAAGAUAAUAAAGGAAGGACGCCCAGAGGGUUGGCGAAGAAGUAUGGGAACAAGAAAAUUUUACGGUUGAUCGAGGCUUUUGACGAUGAUGACGAUGAUUGA
Messenger RNA from Aspergillus udagawae, 525 nucleotides. RefSeq names its product ankyrin repeat domain-containing protein. Gene Ontology annotation, molecular function: protein binding. The transcript has 2 exons. NCBI's taxonomy places the organism in Eukaryota, Fungi, Ascomycota, Eurotiomycetes, Eurotiales, Aspergillaceae. The record is from RefSeq and is a predicted model, not a curated record. The coding region runs from base 1 to 525 and encodes 174 amino acids. Gene Ontology annotation, cellular component: cytoplasm; nucleus.